AUGAGAAACAAUGUAACUGAAUUCAUUCUUCUUGGACUGACUCAGGACCCAGAAAGGCAGAAAAUUGUGUUUGUCAUUUUCUUGGUGUUCUACACUGCCACUGUAGUGGGAAACCUACUCAUUGUUGUGACAAUCAAGACCAGUUCAACACUUGGGUCUCCCAUGUACUUCUUCCUUAACUAUUUAUCCAUCGCAGAUUCUUGUUUCUCUACCACCACAGCUCCCAAACUGAUUUUGGACAACCUCUCCCACAAGAACACUAUUUCCUUUGAUGAGUGCAUGACCCAGCUCUUUGCUAUGCAUUUCUUUGGUUGCAUGGAAAUACUAGUACUUGUUUUGAUGGCCUAUGACCGCUAUGUGGCCAUCUGUAAGCCUUUGCACUAUUCAGUCAUCAUGAACCGAAGGGUGUGCGGGAUCCUCAUUCUGCUGGCCUGGGUAGGGUCAUUUCUGCAUUCGAUUGCCCAGAUAAUCCUCAUCUUGAAUGUGCCUUUCUGUGGUCCCAAUGUGAUUGACCACUAUUUCUGUGAUUUACAACCUUUGUUGAGGCUGGGUUGUAUGGACACAUAUGUACUAAAUCUCUUGGUAGUUUCUAAUAGUGGGGCCAUAUGCUCAGCCAGCUUUGUUUUGCUAAUGAUAUCCUAUACAAUUAUCCUAUGCUCCCUAAAAAAUCAUAGUGCAGAAGGGAAGUGGAAAGCCCUCUCCACCUGCAGCUCCCACAUCAUUGUUGUCAUCAUAUUCUUUGGUCCCUGCAUAUUUAUGUACACUAGGCCACCAACCACUUUCCCCCUGGAUAAGUUGGUGUCUGUAUUUUAUACCAUUAUCACACCCUUUCUCAAUCCUUUGAUCUAUACUCUAAGGAAUGCAGAA
Gracilinanus agilis (Agile Gracile Mouse Opossum) is the source of this 867-nucleotide messenger RNA. Its product is annotated as olfactory receptor 4C11-like. Gene Ontology annotation, biological process: G protein-coupled receptor signaling pathway. NCBI's taxonomy places the organism in Eukaryota, Metazoa, Chordata, Mammalia, Didelphimorphia, Didelphidae. Gene Ontology annotation, cellular component: membrane. The record is from RefSeq and is a predicted model, not a curated record. Gene Ontology annotation, molecular function: olfactory receptor activity; G protein-coupled receptor activity. The transcript has a single exon. The annotation marks the transcript as partial.